Messenger RNA from Mya arenaria, 1308 nucleotides. Its product is annotated as protein wech-like. The record is from RefSeq and is a predicted model, not a curated record. Lineage: Eukaryota; Metazoa; Mollusca; Bivalvia; Myida; Myidae. Bases 1 to 1308 code for a protein of 435 amino acids. The transcript has 4 exons.
AUGGAUGCAGUUCCAGGCAGAAAGGCACCCAUGGAAUCAGGAUCGGCUCCUGACCCCACCUACUGCCAGCCAUGCGCAGGAGAUGGCAAUAAAUUCCUUCCCGAGGCCUUCUGUCCCGUCUGCAAGGAGUUCCUGUGUUCUAACUGUGCCCGAGUACACCGGAACCAAAAGAUAACCAAAACUCACGUCCUGCAGGAAAAUAGCAAUAUGCCUUCCCCAAACCACGUUGCAGAGAGCGAAGAUGAGAAGUACACAGAAACAUGUAAACUCCAUGCUAGAGAGUUCAUAAAAUACUUCUGUCCCAAUCAUGAGGACCUUCUGUGUGGAGAUUGUUUGGCUGAGAAGCAAGUGCAUCGUUCUUGUAAAGUAGAAAAGAUUUCUCAAGCAGCAAAACGAUACAAAUAUGAUGUAGAAUACAUCGGUAUAAAGACUGGUCUUGUGCAGAUGGUCACUGACAUUAGCAAGCUUUCACACGACAUAAAAACGGGUAUGAAAUCAGUUGAAGAGGAAAGCCUUACCAAUAUCAAUGAGCUUCGCAAAUUCAGGACUGAAAUUAACAAGUACCUGGAUAAGAGGGAAAACGAGCUCUUGGCAGAAAUUGAUCAGAAGAAACAAACAUCCAAGAUGUUGCUAAGUGACCUGAAGUCGAAAUGCACAAACAUAAAAUCAGACUCUGAAAAACUAAAGUCUGAGCUACCAGCACAUGAAGCCAACAACAUGCAUCUGUUUGUAGUAGGAAAGCGAACUAUGAAAGAGCUGGCAGGUCUCCAGACUGCCAUGGAAGAUGUCGACAGGAAGAGGAAAGUUCCCCGGUGCAAGUUUCACAGGGACCCUGCAACUGAGCAGUUGCUAGCUUUUAAAAACGCAAUAGGAAGGUUGGAAGAGGGUAAAUCAACUUCGGCAUUAUGGCAGCAACAUCGACAGCAGGAGAUGAAGCAGCAACAACACAAACGUAGACUAGUUACAUCACAGAAAGGGCAGAACAACCGCAGUAUCUAUCAGCAUCUCAGCAGCCAAAACAAUGCCCUGACCGAACAGGGAACCAUAAAUGGGCUAGGGCAGAUAUCAUUUAUAUUGACCAACCUGAACCAGACAUUGACCAGCCCCCUCUCCUUCAGGAUAGACAAGAACAAUGUAGUGUUGGAGGGCGGAGGGCAGUUUGAGGAAGGGCAGGCAUAUAUGAUCCGUGAUCGUCAGGGCAACGCCAGGAAAAUGAUCUGGACCAAGGGAGAUUUCAUGCCAUUGCAGGAACCAGAUAAAUCCAAUUAUGUUGGUACCGAGUUUAACGUCACAGUCGGUGCCGGGUAA